AUGGAUGACUUUAUACUUCGUCCACUUACUCUCCAUGCCUACCUACAGUGCCUGUGGCUGUUACCGGCAGGUCAAAUAGGGAGCUGUCGUUUUCGGAUAGGCAACCAUCGACGAUUGGAGAAGCUAACCAACGAAGGCGCGGACGGAAGACUGGAAGGUAAGACUCUGUACUUCGUCCACUUACUCUCCGUGCUUUCCUACAGUGCCUGUGGCUGUUACCGGCCGGUCGAAUAGGGAGCUGUCGGUUUAG
Messenger RNA from Spirometra erinaceieuropaei, 250 nucleotides. The record is from the annotation of a GenBank genome assembly. NCBI's taxonomy places the organism in Eukaryota, Metazoa, Platyhelminthes, Cestoda, Diphyllobothriidea, Diphyllobothriidae.